Molecule: messenger RNA, 1073 nt
Organism: Saccoglossus kowalevskii
Lineage: Eukaryota; Metazoa; Hemichordata; Enteropneusta; Harrimaniidae
Biological process (GO): proteolysis
Molecular function (GO): serine-type endopeptidase activity
Source: RefSeq, a predicted model, not a curated record
GGUGAAUUCAAGAACUGAGGCUUUGCAUUUCAUCAUGUAAUAGGCUAAUCGUAAAUUGUAUUGCAUAUACUCGUAGUCCUAUUAUUAUUGAAACAAUGGAGUGAACACUCAUGUAUUAUUUUUAUCCAGCUAAUUCGGUGGGUGAUAAUGUCGAUGUGUACGUCUUUGAUACGGGGAUUUAUUUGCAACAUAAAGACCUCGGAGGAAGGGCGAAGUGGGGCACUGACACCAUCGAUUCACCAUCCCCCUUAACAGAUCAACAUGGCCAUGGUACACAUGCUGCAGGUACUAUUGGUGGUGCUAUUUUUGGGAUUGCAAAGAUGGCAAAUCUAAUUGCAGUAAAGGUAUUAAAUAGAAGAGGAAAAGGAUCGACAAAGUCUAUAAUUAAGGGUGCAGUAUGGGUUGAAGACCAGCAUCUUAAAAAGAUGUCUAAAAUUACUCGAGCUAAUGGAUCAGUUGCUAACAUGUCCAUUGGUGUAAGACGUUCGCAUUCUGUGAACCGAGCUGUAGAAAGUCUGAUUGGCAGCGGCGUAACAACGGUUGUGGCAGCAGGCAAUGAAUUCGACGAUGCUUGUAAACUAUCACCAGCUAGCGUUAAAACAGCGAUAACAGUUGGCUGCACUACGUCUUCCGAUCGGUUCUGUGUUUACAGCAACGUCGGCAAAUGCGUGAAUAUCCUUGCACCGGGUCAAGGCAUUGCGUCAUGCGGAAUACGUGGUCCAGUUUCAGUCACCACUAAAUCUGGAACGUCAUUCUCAGUAGCACACGUGACCGGGGUGGUAGCCAAGUACAUCAGCUCGCUGAACUCACUACCAACGCCAGCUGAGGUGAAAAAGUGGAUAGAAAAGAACGCCACCAAGAACAUGAUUGCCAAAGUACCUAAAGGAACUCCUAACAAACUGGUGUUCAUGGAAUGUUACUAAGUGACGGACUCCUCUCAGAGAGAACGUGUUAUUAUUAUUGACGGUCACUUCUUAGACCUGUUUUCAUUAUUUGUUUCAUUUAUCUCAGUAUUUACCUGUAUCUUUUACAAAAUGAAUUGAAUUAUAUUCUUAGCUGGCUCAUAAUAUAUA